Messenger RNA from Hyalella azteca, 3722 nucleotides. It is a transcript of the gene aop, whose product is annotated as ets DNA-binding protein pokkuri-like. NCBI's taxonomy places the organism in Eukaryota, Metazoa, Arthropoda, Malacostraca, Amphipoda, Hyalellidae. The record is from RefSeq and is a predicted model, not a curated record. The transcript is spliced from 4 exons. Bases 125 to 1849 code for a protein of 574 amino acids. Gene Ontology annotation, cellular component: nucleus. Gene Ontology annotation, biological process: cell differentiation; regulation of transcription by RNA polymerase II. Gene Ontology annotation, molecular function: DNA-binding transcription factor activity, RNA polymerase II-specific; sequence-specific DNA binding.
AGUUGUCGAGUACGGCAUUUGGAGCUCAGUGAUUACAGUGCCCUCAUAGCUACAGGACGUGCGUGAACAUAGCUCCUGAAGGUUGCCAAUCUGCAAGUAUCCAUCGAGAGCCCAUCUGUAGAGUAUGAAGGUACCACCUCUGAACCUGACGCCUGACAUGAACAGAGUCGGUAUGUCGUUGCCCUUCAGUCCGGAGCUUCUCUGGAGGUCCUACCCCAGCAUGGCCUUCUCGCAGACGGCGUCUGCGGCGCCUCCUUCACCUCUCGACGUCAAAAACCAGCUCGACAUGAAGACCUUGCCGUCGCGUCUCAGUUUGGAUCCCCGCGUUUGGUCGCGAGAAGAAGUAAUAAUUUUCCUUGGUUGGGUUGAGAGAGAGUACGACCUGCCCGCCAUCGACACCUCCAAGUUCUGUAUGAACGGUAAAGCCUUGAUGAUGCUGAACAAAGCAGACUUGUGCGAGCGAGCCCCAGACGCCGGGGACAUCGUACACAACACCCUGCAGCAGAUCUUGGGCCAGUCGUCGCACGUUCCUCCUUCCCCUUUGACUCCUCACCACCCCAUGCUCUCCCCCUCCCCUCUCACAACCUCGGCAGCAGCUGCCACUUCUCAGACUUGGUCGUUAAUGCCUCCAGAGUUCCACAACCUGAGCCACUUGCUCCAGCAGAACAGCUCCGUCACCCUCAGCCCUGCCCACUCAGAACAGAGCGGAGGCUCGCCCCGGCACCCCGAUAACGCGUCCACCACUUCCAAUGGCUCGGCCCCGGGCUACCCUCACUCUGGUAGCCAAUCAGACUCUGAGGACUCCACACGAGAUGCCUCAUCUCCACAAAGAUCGCCUGUACCGGCCCAGACGACAUCCCAGUCGAAUUUCUCAGUCCACGCAUUGGCAUCGUUCAAGCAAAUUACGGACUACCAACAGCGAAUGCAAGCUGCUGCCGCUGCUGCAGCUGCAGCUGUUCACAGUCAGCACCAAGAAGAAGCCCAUCACAAACACCACCUGCAGCAGGCUCUACAGUUGCAACACCAGCAGCAGCAACAGUCUCAGCAGAGUGCGUCGCAGCUCCACCAUCACGUUUCUCAUCAAAUUCCAUCGCAUGUCCAAAUCAAAUCUCGAUCGUCGCCCCCAUUGAGCUCAUCAUUGUCUUCAAGUUUACCAGCGUCGUCACAGCAACAGCAGCAGCCGCAGAGUCCUGAUGAGGCCGUGGAACCCGGCACAAAUGGACGGCUUUUAUGGGACUUCUUACAGCAACUCCUGAACGACAGGGACGGACGGUACGCUCGGUACAUCGCGUGGAGGGACUCCAGCACGGGCGUCUUCAAGAUAGUCGAUCCUCCGGGCCUUGCACGACUCUGGGGCAUUCAGAAGAAUCAUCUGAGCAUGAAUUACGACAAAAUGUCCCGCGCACUGCGCUACUAUUACCGUGUCAAUAUACUUCGUAAAGUUCAAGGCGAGCGACAUUGCUACCAAUUCUUGAGGAACCCAACCGAACUUAGGAAUAUUAAGAAUAUCAGUUCCCUGAAAAUCCCGUCUAGUGUAUCUCCUCAGUCGCCGCAACGGCAGCACCAGUCUCAGCAGCAACUGCAAUCCCACCAAAUGCCUCAUCAGCAGGCGCUGCACAUGCAGCAGCAAUCUAUGAUCUCAUCUCAAAUGGUGUCUGAAGGUCCAGAGGAUGAAGAGGAGGAAGGACCUACCGACCUGUCAAUGUCGAGCCUGCAUCACCACCAUCAUCACCACAGCCACCACAUUAGCCGUCACUCUCCACAAGACAUGCAUUCUCGUCGCGCUGAUUCUCCUCAAGACAUGAGCGUUGACGCGCACUUCGUCAAGGAAGAAGUUUCCACUGAUUAAAUGUGUCAAGAAAUUUCGUUGUGUUUCGAUUGUUUUUGCGUGACUGAGGUUCUAGAUGUGACUAGAUCUUGUGCUAUUUAAUCAUUCGCGCUUUUAUGGGAUUUCAACUUGUUUUAUCUGAUGUCUGUGUUACUACAAAGAUUUUAGUUUAAUGCAAAUCAUAUUGUAUUUCAUUGUUCGGUAUCCACAUUUCAUCACGGUACACAUUUUCAUUUUAAUUAGAUUUUUGACUCACGUUGAGUUAAGUGAACGCGUUCUGAUUUCAUUUAAUGGGGUCCUUAUAGUGAAUUUAUUGCUCGUGUAUUUUCUCUUGUAUGUGCUGAGGUUUACGGUUUGUCUGAGGAACCAAAUUUACUGUGAUAUCCAGAGCGUGUAGAUAUAAACCCUCCCUUUUUUCUAAUUAGUUCUAGUGUAAGAAUUGACGUAUAAACUUAAGCACUUAAGACGGUAUUAAUUUGCUAUUUGAGUUAUUAUGAACAUAGGUUUUUUUUAGCGUAAAGAAAAUCUUAUUUUCAUCGGGAUUUGAAACCACGUUGCAUUAUCGUAGCUUUAGCGCUUUCAGUUGUUGAGCGGUUAUACUGAAUAGUCGGUUUGUACGUCUUUCUUUUGUUCAAAAGCACGAUGGGUAGAAUUUCGUGCUAAGCAUUGUGCAAUGGCACUAUUGGAAUAUUGUUCCUCUCGUACGUGUAUAAAUAAAUCUUUGUAUAACUGCUAUUAGUUUAUAACUCGUCUUUUUUUGUACAAACUUUAUGUAUUCGAGGAUUGAGAGCAUAAACAUUAAUUAGACUUACUUGCCUUCAAACAUUCUUUGAGUAACUGCUGGAUGUUUCAAUUAGCUGUACGCAGCAUUCUAUGUUCUCUUUAAUAACUCGCUUAAAGAGACGAUUAGAUGCUUGUACAUUUCUUCACCUCUAUCUCCGUUAUUAUGUUUUUGUUAUUAUGUCCGCAACCUUAUUAUGUACUUUAUCUUUUCAAGAGCAGAUUCUCUUUGAGGUUCGGUAGUCAAAUAACAGUGAUGCAGUCAGACGUGCCCUCACGCUAUGGACAGAAGCUGGAUUCGUUUCAGGGUACUGCUUAUUCAUGUACUCAUGAAUAAGCAGUACCCUGACUCAUGCUUAAGUACCCUGACUCAUGCUUAUUCAUGCUUAUAUAUUCAUGUACUGCUUAUUUGAGGCAUUAUUUGUUACUUUUAUUCAAGGGAUUAAAAGACGUGUGAGAGUUUGUUACCUUAGUCAUUUCCGAACUUGCCGAGUUGGCUCAGCGUACUGUUUUUUUGUUGUGGGGAAAGGUUUUCGUACAGAAAUAUAAGAUGGGACAUAGGAAAUUUAUCGCAUGGAGUAUUAGAUGCUUCAACACAAGAUGAUGUUCAACGAAACUAUGUUUACGUAUCACGAUUUGUUUUUGAUAAUUGAAGGUAGACAGUUGAGAACAUCGUUGAUUUUUUUGUUGUCGUCUGCAAAGAUUUUGCGUGAACAUUCCGUUGUUUUUCCACUUCUCCACAAGAAUUUGUUCUAUUCAUUUUUUCUUUCAAAGCAAUGAAUUAUUAAACGAUGACGAUCUUGUGUGCUGAAUAUGCAAAUCAUUCUUUAAUUAUGAUUCAUGCUUUAACAAAUUUAGAUAAUGUUACUUCUACAUCUAACUUAAGAAAUAUCAAGAAUUUAACUCUCCGGGAUUGAAAACUUUUCUUUCUCAACCUCGGCUUCAACUGACUAAUAACUUUUGUAAAAUUGUACAGUUUGUUUAAUAACUACUAUAUUCCGUGUACUUAUCUGCAUCCACGUGUUUCUUCUUCACUUCCAUGAAAUCCAUUUAUCUAUGUCCAGUAGGCCUUGUAUAAAUGUAUUUAUGAAUAAACUCGUUUUAUACAAAUCAA